AUGGAAGGAAGAGAAGAGUUUCAAGAAGAAGAUGUGUGGUCAGUUUUGAGAGAAAAGGAAACUCAAGGUCCUCAAAUGAGAAUUUUCAAAAGUAGCAAUCUCUUCUCAGCCGCUUCUUCAUCUUCUGCAAGGUACAUUCCUAAGGGCAACGAGGUCUCAAGGUUCAAACAGUCAUCUGCUCCAAUGAAUGUUCCUGACUGGUCCAAGAUUUAUGGGAAUACGAAGAAGAGCACCAGAAGCAACCAUUUGCAUUCGUGGGCCACUCAUGAUGAAGAUGAUGAUGAAGACUCAAUGGUUCCUCCCCAUGAACUGGUGGCAAGAAGGCUUGCAAGAACGCAGAUCUCAUCUUUCUCCAUGUGUGAAGGAAUCGGAAGAACACUCAAAGGAAGAGAUCUCAGCAAAACAAGAAAUGAUGUCUUAACCAAGACAGGUUUCUUGGAAUCGAACGUCACAUCUACAUCAACAUCACCAUAG
This is a messenger RNA of Eruca vesicaria subsp. sativa (arugula), 474 nucleotides long. Lineage: Eukaryota; Viridiplantae; Streptophyta; Magnoliopsida; Brassicales; Brassicaceae. The record is from the annotation of a GenBank genome assembly.